Molecule: messenger RNA, 2796 nt
Organism: Fukomys damarensis (Damara mole-rat)
Lineage: Eukaryota; Metazoa; Chordata; Mammalia; Rodentia; Bathyergidae
Gene: Kif2c
Product: kinesin family member 2C
Exons: 21
Coding region: 135-2309 (724 amino acids)
Biological process (GO): microtubule-based movement
Molecular function (GO): microtubule binding; microtubule motor activity; ATP binding
Source: RefSeq, a predicted model, not a curated record
AUGACGUUGCAGGAACGCUGACGCGCGGGAUUUAAACUGCGACGGUUUACUCGGCGCUAAGGCUUCUCAGGGUUAGCAGAGUUGUGGUUUAUUAGCAUUUUGUAUUUUUCUUCCUCGAGGAUCUCCGAGUACCCAUGGAGUCAUCACUUCAGUCUCGCUUGUUUCCCGGUCUCUCCAUCAAGAUCCAACGCAGUAAUGGCUUAAUUCAUAGCGCCAGUGUAAGAACUGUAAAUUUGGAGAGAUCCUGCGUUUCUGUGGAAUGGACCGAAGGAGAUGCCACAAAGGGCAAAGAGAUUGAUUUUGAUGAUGUAGCUGCAAUAAAUCCAGAACUCCUACAGCUUCCUCCCUUACACCCAAAGAACAGUCUGCCCCUGCAGGAAAAUGUAACCGUCCAGAAACAGAGACGCAGAUCAGUCAACUCCAAAAUUCCUGCUCCAAAAGAAGGUCUCCGAAGCCGAUCUACUCGCAUGUUCACUGUCCCAGAGACUCGAAUCACCGCUCAGGAGAACGAUAUGGAGGUAGAGCCACCUGUGCCCACCAACUCUCGCAAGCAGUUUCCUGUUACCACUCGCCCCCCUAGGCCCUCCUGCCCUGCAGUGGCUGAAAUACCAUUGACGAUGAUCUGCGAGGAUGUGGAAGAACAAGUCCACUCCGUCCGAGGCAGCUCCUCUGCACACCCUGUGAACUCAGUUCGGAGGAAAUCAUGUAUUGUGAGAGAGAUGGAAAAGAUGAAGAACAAGCGGGAAGAAAAGAAGGCCCAGAAUUCUGAAAUGAGAAUAAAGCGAGCCCAGGAAUAUGACAGCAGCUUUCCCAACUGGGAGUUUGCUCGGAUGAUUAAAGAAUUUCGGGCUACUCUGGAACGUCAUCCACUUACUAUGGCUGAUCCUAUAGAAGAACACAGGAUCUGUGUCUGCGUUAGGAAGCGCCCACUAAAUAAACAAGAAUUGGCCAGAAAAGAAAUUGAUGUGAUUUCCAUUCCAAGCAAGUGUCUCCUCUUGGUGCACGAACCCAAAUUAAAAGUAGACUUAACAAAGUAUCUGGAGAACCAAACGUUCUGUUUUGAUUUUGCAUUUGAUGAAACAGCUUCAAAUGAAGUUGUGUACAGGUUCACAGCAAGGCCACUGCUACAGACAAUUUUUGAAGGAGGAAAAGCAACUUGUUUUGCAUAUGGGCAGACAGGAAGUGGAAAGACUCAUACUAUGGUUGGAGACCUGGCUGGAAAAGGCCAGAAUGCGUCUAAAGGCGUCUAUGCCAUGGCCUCCCAGGACGUCUUCCUCCUGAAGAAUCAGCCCCGCUACCGGAACCUGGGCCUGGAAGUCUACGUAACAUUCUUUGAGAUCUACAACGGGAAGCUGUUUGACCUGCUCAACAAGAAGGCCAAGCUGCGUGUGCUGGAGGAUGGCAAGCAACAGGUGCAGGUGGUGGGGCUACAGGAGCAUCUGGUCAGCUCCGCAGAGGAUGUCAUCAAGAUGAUCGACGUGGGCAGUGCCUGCAGGACCUCAGGACAAACAUUUGCCAACUCCAACUCCUCCCGCUCCCAUGCCUGCUUCCAGAUUCUUCUUCGAACCAAAGGGAAGAUGCAUGGCAAGUUCUCCUUGGUGGAUCUGGCAGGAAACGAGCGAGGUGCACAUACCUCUAGCACUGACCGCCAGACACGUAUGGAGGGUGCAGAAAUCAACAAGAGUCUCCUGGCCCUGAAGGAAUGCAUCCGGGCCCUGGGCCAGAACAAGGCUCACACCCCAUUCCGAGAGAGCAAGCUGACUCAGGUCCUGAGGGACUCCUUCAUCGGGGAGAACUCGAGGACAUGCAUGAUUUCCAUGAUCUCUCCAGGCAUUAGCUCCUGUGAAUAUACUCUGAACACACUCAGAUACGCAGACAGAGUCAAGGAAUUGAGCCCCCACAGUGGUCCCAGUGGAGAACAGCCAAUGCAGAUGGAAACAGAAGAGAUAGAAGCCAGCUCUACCGGGGCCCUGAUGGCACAUAACUUCUCCAAGGAGGAGGAUGAUGACUUGUCUUCCCACAUGUCCAGCUUUAACGAAGCCAUGACUCAGAUCAGGGAGCUAGAGGAGAGGGCUGUGGAAGAGCUCAAGGAAAUCAUACAGCAAGGUCCAUGCUGGCUUGAGCUCUCCGAAAUGACUGAACAGCCGGACUAUGACCUGGAGACUUUUGUAAACAAAGCUGAAUCUGCCCUGGACCAGCAAGCCAAGCACUACGCAGCCCUGCAAGAUGUCAUCAGGGCCUUGCGCCUGGCCAUGCAGCUGGAAGAGCAGGCAAGCAAACAAAUAAGCAACAAGAAACGGCCCCAGUGACAACUGCAAAUAAAGAUCUGUUUGGUUCACCCCUGGCGUCUUCCCCUCGGCCCCCUCCCCAGCGAACUUGGGCACCUGGUGGGCUGGUCAGGGCCUGUGCUGGGAUGGGUUUUGUAAAUGCCAAGUGCAGGAGCACUGAGGCAGGGAAUGCUACUUUCCUUUUUCUCAACUGGGAGCGAGAGGGAGGAGCUUUGAGCUGUCCUGUGAAGUGCCCUGCUCUUCCUUGAGAGAGCCUUUUCUAGCUACUUUCCCCACAUGGACUGCUGGUGGCCUCUCCGGGUUUGUCCUGGCACUGCCGGAGGAGGAGGCACCUCUAGGCCAGCUCAGGCCUGCCAUCAACACCCUUGGUCCAUGGACUUGUGUGUUUUGUACUUUAAAAAAAAAAAAAGGUUUUGGGUCUUCCUCCUUCCUUGCAGUUUUUGAGGCUUAAGAGGAUCCCUACUAUAUUAUUUUAUGUAUUUAUGCACUGUGUUUAACAAUAAAGCAA